GACGGCACCGAGCCCGCCCCGGAGCCUCCCGCGGCCGAGCCGCCGCUGCCCCCCGAGCCGGGCGCCGCCGACGCCGAGCCCGGGGCCGAUGCCGCCGUGGUCGAUGUCGGCGCGGCGCUGGAGACGGAGUCUGCCAACGGGAAGGAGCCCUUGGAGGCUGCUGGGGACACCUCAGAAGCUCUGGAGGCUCAGGGGGGCUCGGUGGACGAGGAGAACGGGCGGCAGCUGGGCGAGAUCGAGCUGCAGUGCGGCAUCUGCACCAAAUGGUUCACGGCCGACACCUUCGGCAUCGACACCACCUCCUGCCUGCCCUUCAUGACCAACUACAGCUUCCACUGCAACGUUUGCCAUCACAGCGGCAACACGUAUUUCCUAAGGAAACAAGCAAAUCUCAAGGAGAUGUGCCUUAGUGCUCUGGCCAACUUAACGUGGCAGUCAAGGACACAGGACGAGCACCCGAAAACCAUGUUCUCCAAAGAUAAGGACAUUAUCCCCUUCAUUGAUAAGUACUGGGAGUGCAUGACCACACGGCAGAGGCCUGGGAAGAUGACCUGGCCUAAUAACAUCGUCAAAACCAUGUGUAAAGAGAGAGAUGUGUUCUUGGUGAAGGAGCACCCAGACCCAGGCAGUAAAGACCCAGAAGAGGAUUACCCCAAGUUUGGACUCCUGGACCAAGAUCUGGCCAAUAUCGGCCCUGCCUACGAUAACCAGAAGCAGAGCAGCGCCGUGUCCACCAGCGGAAGCUUGAAUGGUGGAGCCUCUUUGGGAGGGGGAAUGGCAGCAGGAGGCAGCGGCAAGGGCCGGGGAGCCAAGCGCAAGCAGCAGGACGGAGGCACCACGGGCACAGCCAAGAAAACCAGGAGCGACCCGCUGUUCUCGGCUCAGCGCCUGCCGCCCCACGGCUACCCUCUGGAGCACCCCUUCAACAAGGACGGGUAUCGCUACAUCCUGGCUGAGCCUGACCCCCAUGCACCUGACCCUGAGAAACUGGAGCUGGAUUGCUGGGCAGGAAAGCCCAUUCCUGGGGAUCUCUACAGAGCCUGUCUCUACGAGCGUGUCCUGCUGGCCCUGCACGACCGAGCUCCUCAGUUAAAGAUUUCUGACGACAGGCUGACUGUGGUCGGGGAGAAGGGCUACUCCAUGGUCCGAGCCUCCCACGGCGUGCGCAAAGGAGCCUGGUACUUCGAGAUCUCCAUGGAUGAGAUGCCUCCAGACACAGCUGCCAGAUUAGGCUGGUCACAGCCAUUAGGGAACCUCCAGGCCCCACUGGGAUAUGACAAGUUCAGCUACUCCUGGCGCAGCAAGAAGGGCACAAAGUUCCACCAGUCCAUAGGGAAGCACUACUCCUGUGGCUAUGGCCAGGGGGACAUCCUGGGCUUCUACAUCAGCCUUCCUGAGGACACUGAGACUGCCAAAUCGCUGCCUGACACCUACAAGGACAAGGCUUUGAUCAAGUUCAAAAGCUACUUGUACUUUGAAGAGAAGGACUUUGUGGACAAAGCAGAGAAGAGCCUGAAGCAAGCACCGGGCAGCCAGAUCAUAUUCUUCAAGAACGGCGCCAGCCAAGGAGUUGCCUUCAAGGACAUCUUCGAAGGAGUUUACUUUCCUGCCAUUUCGCUGUACAAAGGCUGCACAGUCUCUAUAAACUUUGGGCCAUACUUCAAGUACCCCCCCCGAGACAUCACUUACCGCCCGAUGAGUGACAUGGGCUGGGGGGCUGUGGUGGAGCACACGCUGGCCGACGUCCUCUACCACGUGGAGACAGAGGUGGAUGGGAGGCGAAGCCCCCCCUGGGAGCCGUAGCCAGAGCUGGGCCUGGGGGGGCCAUCCUGGGCCUCAGGGGCCAGCCUGGGCUGUGCUGUCUGUCAGAGGAACCUGCAGAGGAGCUCUGGGAGCCUGCAGCAGCUCUUACAGGGCUGGGAACACGAGGCUUGGGGUCUCAUCUCCCGUGCUGCAGCGGGAUCCAGAACCUGGGAGCAGCUUCCAGCCCCAGGGGUGGUGGUGGAACUGGGCCACUGCCUGUCAGACUGAACUUCUCCCUUCCCUGCCCCAGCCUGGACAUCAGUUUAAGAAUAAAGGCUUUUAACUCCUA
Messenger RNA from Colius striatus (speckled mousebird), 2092 nucleotides. RefSeq names its product ASH2 like, histone lysine methyltransferase complex subunit (gene ASH2L). Lineage: Eukaryota; Metazoa; Chordata; Aves; Coliiformes; Coliidae. The transcript has 17 exons. Bases 316 to 1803 code for a protein of 495 amino acids. Gene Ontology annotation, molecular function: transcription cis-regulatory region binding; protein binding. The record is from RefSeq and is a predicted model, not a curated record. Gene Ontology annotation, cellular component: Set1C/COMPASS complex.